GGCCCUGGUCGGUGAUCGCAUGUAUUGCUUUACAUAGAGUUAGGGUGGUAUAUAAAGACGGAGGCACACUGACAGAUUGUUGGCCGGUGAGCUCUCAUGUGGGCAACACUGCUGCGAGUAUCUCACUUUUCUAAAAUUUACUAACUACCAUUGAAUGACCGGCCAAACCAGACAAUAUCAUUACGACUUUCUACCUCAGACAAAAGAUUGCUAACCACGUUUCUACUGACAAAUACACCGAGAGGGCUGGCUGUGAUAUAAGAAUCGGAGAGCGUACCUUGUGAAACGUUACAUGUGGACUGUGUCUUAUUUAUUCUCUACAGGAAAUAUCUCUGAAUUAAUAUCGAGUUGUUUUCAUCUUAAUUUAUAACAGUGAUCAUCCGAUCUUUGAGGAAGAUGAACAUGUUGAUGUGUUGUGAGACAGAACAGCUCCGGAGAGCUUACAAGGACCCUGUGCUACUGGAAGAUGAUCGUGUUCUCAACAACUUACUUAUAACAGAAGAUCGAUAUCAGCCUUCGCCAACUUACUUCAAAUGUGUACAAACAGACAUUAAACCAUACAUGAGGAAGAUGGUCGCCGAAUGGAUGUUAGAGGUUUGUGAAGAACAGAAAUGCGAAGAGGAAGUUUUUCCACUAGCAAUGAAUUAUUUGGACAGAUUCUUAUCUGUGAUGGACAUUCCCAGGAAUAGGCUACAACUUCUUGGAUGUGUGUGCAUGUUUCUGGCAUCAAAAUUAAAGGAAACGAAUCCACUUACUGCAGAAAAACUUAUUGUCUACACAGACAACUCUGUUGGAAUCGAGGAAUUGAUGGUACAUAUUGCUUUGUGAUUAAAAUACCGGAAUUACACUUGUGAAUUAAAUCAUAUUUAUUACUGGACCCCUGUUUUAGAUAUUAA
Molecule: messenger RNA, 896 nt
Organism: Mizuhopecten yessoensis (Yesso scallop)
Lineage: Eukaryota; Metazoa; Mollusca; Bivalvia; Pectinida; Pectinidae
Product: G1/S-specific cyclin-D2-like
Exons: 2
Coding region: 397-828 (143 amino acids)
Biological process (GO): positive regulation of G1/S transition of mitotic cell cycle; regulation of cyclin-dependent protein serine/threonine kinase activity; mitotic cell cycle phase transition
Cellular component (GO): cyclin-dependent protein kinase holoenzyme complex; nucleus; cytoplasm
Molecular function (GO): cyclin-dependent protein serine/threonine kinase regulator activity
Source: RefSeq, a predicted model, not a curated record